Adineta steineri is the source of this 897-nucleotide messenger RNA. Lineage: Eukaryota; Metazoa; Rotifera; Eurotatoria; Adinetida; Adinetidae. The record is from the annotation of a GenBank genome assembly.
AUGGAUAUUAAAAUAAUGACAAAUAUUCGAAUUAUUCAAAUUUGCUAUUGGUGGUUACUUAUACUUACUCAAAGUAUUUACUCAAUUUCUCCACAAGCUCAAUUUAUAUCUCUUUGCGGUCAAACGUACAAUCUAUCCUCAUCAUCAUUAUCAAUUAUAUAUACACGUUCAUCAUAUAUAUCGUGCUGUAAUAUAACAGUAACUAAAUCAGCAUUGUCAGAUUCAUCGCAACGUAUAAUAAUAAAUAUUUUAAAUAUGUCAAUGACUAAUUCUCCAUUAAAAAUUUCUAAUAAAGAAAAUGAUAUGAUAAAAUUUGAUAAUUAUGUAUCAUCAAAUCGAACGUAUUUUAAAUCUGAUAUUGUAAAUUUACCUAUUACUUUCAGUUUAUGUCAAUAUAAUAUACAACCAUUCGAAAUCUUAAUAACAAAUAUAACACAAGGUCCAUGUAAACCAAAUCAAUAUGAUUGUUCAACAACAACAGAUGAACAACAAUGGUGUAUUGAUGAAAUUUAUCAUUGUGAUGGUUAUCAUUCAUGUCCACAAGGAAUGGAUGAAGAUAAAUGUUCAAAAUCAAGUACAAAAUCAACUUCUUCAAAAAAUGAACGAACUAUUCGUGGAGGAGUAGUAACUUCAAUAAUUAUAUUUGGUUUAUUACUUAUUAUUGCCUCAGUUGGUAUUGGACUUACGUUUAUUUAUGUUCGACGAAAACGUCAAAGAAAUAGACAAUUUACUUAUUCACUUGAAUCAACAAGUGAUGAUUGGGAACCGACAAGUACAGGUUAUCGUUUAUUUGAUAAUUGGACUAAUAAUCGUCGUCAUACUGAAAAUAAUAAUGAUAAUGUUCUUCUUGAUGCCAAUGAACAUAUGCCUAUUGCAACAAAUAUGACAAAUCGGUGA